AUGGCGGCGGCGGCCACGGCCUCGGCGGCGUUGGGCGCCCGGGCGUGCGUGUCGGCGGCGUCGCCGCUGCUCCGACGGGGCCGGGGGCGGAGGCGACGCCCCCGGGGCGGCCGCGAGGAGAGGCGGGACGAGGCGGCGGAGGCCGGCGGGCCCGGGUGCUGCUGCCGCGCCUGCCCGCCGGGGCCCGGCCGGCCGGACAGCCUCGGCCGCCGCCAGCAGCAGCCGCCGCCGCCGCCCGGGCCUUCCUCGGGAGGGGAGCCGCCCACGCCCGCCCCAAGCGACCGAGGUGCUGCGCUGCGUGAGUGCUGCGCUGCACGCGAAGGCCCUGGAAUUUGGGUGCAGGACCGCGGAACGAUUAAGCUACAUGCCCUUCCGGACUGUGUUUUGUGUUUUACCUCUUUCCGUCGCUCUCUUUUCUCUGCAGACUUCAUAUUCAGAGCACCCAUCACACUGAACAAGCCGGGCGAGCUUCACGAGGAAUACCGAAGCCAACUGCGGAAGCUGAGAGAUGAAAAGUUGCAGGAGGAGAGAACUCCGGAGGAUUUUAUUCACAAGCUGAUUUUUGAGGACGCCGAGGCAGGGAGGAGAAAAGCAGAAGUUCAGAAGAAGGAGGAGUCUUCAGCAGUCAAGAUGACACAGGAGCACUUUCCUGAGCGUCUCUCCGAUUCCGAGAACGAGGAGCCAUUCCAGGGUAAAUCUGGCCAUCGGUCGGCCUUUGUCUCCAAGGGGAACUCCUACUCGCUUGCGCUGUUGACAGGAAACUUGGGCUCCAAAGUAGAAAGGAGCCAGAGUUGCAACGACACUCUUCGGGAGAGGUCUAAGAGCAGACAAAGAUCGACUCCUGUCAGAACAAAGGUCAACCUGCUGAUGAGUGUGUCCACCCCCGUAGCUGGCGUUCUCUCGUCUACCCAGAACAAUCGUUGUCUCUCCGCCCCAGACUUGACAGCAGACAAGCGGGCAGGUCUCGGUGCUGCCACUUCGCUCUCCAUCCUCCCAAAGCCCGAACGGUCCAUCAGCCCGGAGAGCAACGACAGCAUCUCGGAAGAGCUCAACCACUUCAAGCCCAUCGUCUGCUCGCCGUGCACGCCUCCAAAGCGGCUGCCCGACGGCCGAGUCCUGAGCCCCCUCAUCAUCAAGUCAACUCCGCGGAACCUGACGAGGAGUCUACAGAAGCCGACCACCUACGAAGCGAGUCCCCGGAUUCUGAGAAAAUGGGAACAAAUACUUCAGGAGCGUCAGGUCAAAAAGACCCUCUCCAAAGCCACCCUGACAUCUUCGGCCCCGGAAACGGGGGAGGAUUUUCCCGAUCCUAACGUGAACAUCAUCAAAGAACUCCCGCACAUGUCCAAUGACUUUUUGGCCCCAAAGAGCAUCGUGCGCACACAUGCCGAGUCAGAUUGUUUUCCUUCCCCCUGCGGAGCAAAACUUGAAAGCUCCGACAGCAUCAAGAGAGACGCAGAGGCGGCGGAUGAUAGCCCUGCAGCCUCAACGGGCAGAACCGUCGAGGCCACCCACCACGCCAGAGUGUCUGAGGCCUCCUGUCAGAACUCCGCCUUGUUUCUGGCUGGCUCCGGUCUCAGUGCCGACGCAAAAAUGGGAACACGGAAAGCGAUUGGUGUCCACGCGGCCUUUCUGGAGAACGGUACGCUUGGGCCCUCCGUCAAGGCUGCAGGGAAGAAGCAGCUUAAAUACCUGAAUGGGAGCGAGCGGAGCAACUUGCCGAACGGCAUCUGCCCGGAGAGGGUCCGUGGCGAGGAGCCUGCCUCUUUGCGAUGGGGUCGGAAGAGGCAGUGCAAAACGAAGCACUUGGAGCACAGCUGCUCUGCCAAAAGACUGAGGCAGGGGGUGGCUGAGCCCCUCCGGAGAAGCCAGGCACAGCAGAAGCGGCAGCAGGAAGAGGAGGACCGGCGGCUGGCAUUGCAGCUCCAGUGGAAAUUCGACCGGGAGAACAGGAGGGUGGCCAGGCGGAAAGGGAGAACGGAUCACUAUUUUUUGCGCUCAAAGAGCACCGUGGGGGCCAAAUAGAGCACUUGCCAAAACAACAUUGCC
This is a messenger RNA of Euleptes europaea (tarantolino), 2049 nucleotides long. RefSeq names its product ring finger protein 169 (gene RNF169). Gene Ontology annotation, biological process: double-strand break repair. Gene Ontology annotation, cellular component: nucleus; site of double-strand break. Gene Ontology annotation, molecular function: nucleosome binding; ubiquitin-protein transferase activity. The coding region runs from base 1 to 2025 and encodes 674 amino acids. NCBI's taxonomy places the organism in Eukaryota, Metazoa, Chordata, Lepidosauria, Squamata, Sphaerodactylidae. The transcript is spliced from 6 exons. The record is from RefSeq and is a predicted model, not a curated record.